GAGCAAUAUGAGCCCAACGACUUUUAAGACUUUGAAGACUUCCACACAAAUAGCUUCUGUUAUCUUAUCCGUUUUCAUAAACUCUCUGCUUAUAACCCUCAUAAUUACAAAAUCUGCAAAGAAAAUGGGAAACUACAGGCACCUAAUGAUAUAUUUUUGCUGUUGUUCCAUAAUGUUUUCAUUAAUGGAUAUUUUCAUUCGACCGGUUAUUCAUACUUAUGAAAGUGCAUUCUUUAUGGUAAUGGAUCUUAGAGGUCGAGAUAUGUCUCUUGAUCUGGCUGGUGGAAUGAUAUGCGCAAUGGCUGGUUGUUUUGGAGUGAUUAUCUAUGGAAUAGCCAUUCAUUUCAUCUAUCGAUAUUUUGCACUGGAAAGAAACGGAAGAGUCAAAUAUUUUGACACAAAAUUUCUACCACUCUGGUUCAUGAUUCCGAUACUUGGCGGUGUCAGUUGGACACUUGUCUCGUGGUUUUGCUUUCCAAUGAACCCGGUCACAUCCGGUUAUAUCGGACCCGAUCUCUACGAAAGUUUCAAGUUGGACAUCAACCAAUCCGCCUACGCAGCUGCUUUAUUCUAUCCUCCAGAUGUAAAUGGAAAAAAGUUGUUCAACUUGAAAGCUGGACUUGGAUUAAUUCUCUACUUGCUGAUAAUGGCAAUCCCAUUUUUUGUGGUGAUUUACGUUGGGAUUAAAAGUGUAUCAAAAAUCAAGCAACUGCCGUCGUCAAAUUAUGGAAAAGGGUUACAAAUGCAAUUGCAUAAUGCACUUGUUGCGCAGACAAUUAUCCCGGUUGUCUUCUUAUUUGUUCCAUUUGGAGUCCUUUUCAUCUGCCCGAUUUUUGAGAUUAACUGCCAGUUUCUUGCGACAAUUCUCACAUUUGUUUAUGCAAUCUACCCGGUUCUUGAUCCUCUGCCAAUAUUUUUCUUUGUUCAAAACUACCGUAAUGCGUUGUCCGAGUGGUUCUCGUGUUUCCGAUGUAGAAAGAAGUCAAGAGUUCAUAUUGCACCGGAAGAAGUCUCCAGAGAUGCUGAUUCAUGUUAAUAAUUGUUUAUUUAUUUGCUUUCAGUUACCAAAUUUGAAUUAUUGUAUUGAACACCUGGAUGUUAUACGAUUACGUUGUAAUCACUCCGAUAGAAAUAACAACAUUAAAAUUU
Caenorhabditis elegans is the source of this 1149-nucleotide messenger RNA. It is a transcript of the gene str-171, whose product is annotated as Serpentine receptor class r-10. The transcript has 4 exons. Gene Ontology annotation, biological process: detection of chemical stimulus involved in sensory perception of smell. Bases 8 to 1036 code for a protein of 342 amino acids. The record is from RefSeq and is marked reviewed. Gene Ontology annotation, cellular component: ciliary membrane. Lineage: Eukaryota; Metazoa; Nematoda; Chromadorea; Rhabditida; Rhabditidae.